GAAGGGAGGAGGGGCAGGGUCGACAUUAUAGUACAUUAAACCCGUGAACAUGAGCCAUCAGGGGUGAUGAGAAUGUUUACAGGAGGAUGAAGAGGGGACAGAGGGACUUGACCCCCUCAGGUCCAGCCUGCUCUAUUCCUUACUGGCAUCACCUGAUCUGUGGUGCCCUAGGUCCACUGGCCACUGUGGUGCAGUGGUACCCAGUUGGCUCAGGAGGCGCAGAGUUGGGGCGGGAGGAGAGAGAGGGGCGCCGUGACAGCCGAGCGAGCGCGGCUUUCAGGAACCUUGUGAGAGGAAGUGGCUUCUGAAUGCUCUGCGUGGUACCAGGGGGCAGGAAAGGCGCCGAGAGGCGGGGGAGGUGUCGAGAUGGCGCUCCGUGCGCGCGGGGCGGAGGGAGGGAGCCGGCGCCGAGGACAUGAAACCGCAGAAGCCGAGUGAGCCGGGGAGCGAGGCAGUUCGACCCCGUGUUCGCAGCCGCUGGCGGCGCGCCGGGAAGGAAGCAGGUUACCCCGCCGCCGGAGCCCAGGGUGAGAAACCAAGGCGGCCGGCGCCCGCUCCCCCUGGUCCGGUAACUGACUGGUCCCCGGCGGGCUCGGAGCUCAAGCGGUGGAGCCCGGGAGGGUCCCCACCUCCCUGCGCCGCAUCCCGAGCCGGCCCAGCAGAUGCGCCGGCUGCCUCUGCCGGCCCCCGGCUAGAUGACGGUGGACAGCAGCAUGAGCAGUGGGUACUGCAGCCUGGAGGAGGAACUAGAGGACUGCUUCUUCACCGCCAAGACCACCUUCUUCAGGAAUGUGCAGAGCAAACAUCCUUCGAAGAAUGUCUGUAAACCCGCAGAGGAGACUAGGCGCCCGCCCACACUGCAGGAGAUCAAGCAGAAGAUUGCCAGCUACAACAGCCGGGAGAAAAACUGCCUGGGCAUGAAGCUGAGUGAAGACGGCACCUACACAGGUUUCAUCAAAGUGCAUUUGAAACUUCUGCGUCCUGUGACGGUGCCUGCCGGCAUCCGGCCCCAGUCCAUCUAUGACGCCAUCAAGGAAGUGAAUCUGGCGGCCACCACGGACAAGCGGACAUCCUUCUACCUGCCGCUUGAUGCCAUCAAGCAGCUACACAUCAGCAGUACCACCACAGUCAGUGAGGUCAUCCAGGGGCUGCUCAAGAAGUUCAUGGUCGUGGACAAUCCACAGAAGUUUGCACUUUUUAAGCAGAUACACAAGGACGGACAAGUGCUCUUCCAGAAACUCGCUGUUACUGACUGCCCCCUCUACCUGCGCUUACUCGCUGGGCCUGACACGGAUGUGCUCAGCUUUGUGCUAAAGGAGAAUGAGACUGGAGACGUGGAGUGGGAUGCCUUCUCCAUCCCCGAGCUCCAGAACUUCCUAACAAUCCUGGAAAAAGAGGAGCAAGACAAAAUCCAACAAGUGCAGAAGAAAUACAACAAGUUUAGGCAGAAACUGCAGGAGGCCUUAAGAGAGUCCCAGGGCAAACCCGGCUAACCGGUCCUGCUCCCUCUGCUCCCAGUGCCCGCGGAUUUAUUUUUAUUAUUAAUUAUUAUUUUGCAACAGACAUGUUUUCUCAGGACACCUCUGGUGGGUGCAUUUGAGCCCGCCCAGCAGUCCCAGAUGUGGCACAGGUGUGUGUGUGGGGCCGGGUCCUGCACACCCCAUGCAGCGCCCUUCAGCGCACUGCCAGGGAGCAGCACUCGUGUGAAAGAACAGCCACUGUCCUCUCGCAGUCUGCAAGCCUUUCACAAACCAAAUAGCUGCCUCUCUCGUCACCAGAUCGGAACUGUUCACACCAGCUGGCAAAGAAAGAAAAAGGGGGUUAGAGAUGUAUGUUAUUCCUCUGGCUUUUAUUCUUCAAUUUCCCUCUUGCUACCCGCAGUACCUUUAUUUAUGAGUCAAAAGUUGUAGCAUAUUCCUUUAGCAGGCCUGAGCUAAGCCCCCGAGAGCAGGAUGGUGCUCAUAAACAGAUUGUUGCCUACUGGCCCCUGAUGCUCAAGUCUGGAGCACCGGAGCUGAGGUUGGCUCAGAGAUUUCCGGAGAUACUGCAGCCUGCCCUGACCCAGCUCUGAUCUCCCAAGUGUACACAUAAACCCAAAGGCAUAUACAUCUGCGUAUGUGGGUACUUAGCCACAUCGUUGCCACCAACUGUUUGUUUUUAAGUUACAACUUUGAAUUUAAUAUUGCCAUCAUCCUCAUGUUUUCACUAAGGGGAAACCAACUCUUUACCAUUUUAGAAGUCUCCUGCUGAGUACGGAAAUCAGGUAGUCAGAGAAAGCCAAAAAGUAUUGCCGAGAAAUGUGUCCAAGUGGUCUUCAGCCUUCCCCCAGCUAGAGAGCAGGGGAGGACCUGGCUGCCUUGGUUUCCCCUGGGCCUCCAGCACUGCCUCCUCCCAUGGGCACUGUGGAAUCUCCAGGUGCUGCCAGAGGAGCUGCCUUGAUUAUAGAGGGGGGAACAUCCAACUCAGUCAUCUUGGAGUCCUUUGUGUUCCGAAGCACAGGCCAGCCGGGGCAUUGCCCUCAGUGAGCGUGGGGCUGGCCCUCCCGCUGACCUCAGUGCCUUUUGGUUUUCAGAGAAACAGGAGCAGGUUGCGCAUGCUUAAAGCUCUGCUGCUGGUUUGCUCCUGCCAGCAAGUGGACCAUGGCAGUGUGGGAGACAAGGCCAGGAGAGCCCUCCGUUCAGGUGUGGGAUAAGCUCACAGCUCUUCUUCCUAUGAAGGUCCCGUGCUUUGAUUCCCGGAAAUUAUGUCAAACCACAUUGACAGGGCGGAUCACAUUCCCAACUCUACAUUUGUACUGGAUUUUUGUUGAGGUCCAAACUUAAAAGUAAAUGAGCCAAACAACUCAAGCAAGUAGCCAGGACUGCAAAGACAGUCCAGUGCAGAGGGAGGACUUGUAACUGUCAAACAGGACCGGUUUCCAACCCAGCCUCUGAGAGAACAUUUCUUCGAUGUCCUCUGCCUUCCCAAGUCCCUUUUGGGUGGUUUCAAGCCCAAACUUCUUUGUGUAGCCUCAGAAGUUCGCUCCCUGGCCGUUGCUGAGUCCACACUGCCCCUGAUCCCAGAAAGAAUGCUGAUCCCCCAUCAUAGAAACUGUGCUAGUCUUCAGAGCUGCAAAAGCAAGACAGGCGAGCAGCUUGAAAAGAUUUUUGGAACCACAAAAACCCUGGUGACCUGCCAUCUCGUGCUCAGCCUUACACUUCCCUCCCUUAAAGACUCUCCCCUGCUGUAUAUUAAAGGGAGUGGGUAGAGGGUCCUUGUUCCUUCAUGCUGCAUGUCCUUUACAUGGAUAGAAGGCACGGCUCCUGCUGCAACCGCUGUGAAUGCUGCUGAGAGCCUCCCUGGGAUGGGGGUGGCUAUUUUAUUUUUGAGAAGAAAAA
Messenger RNA from Rhinolophus ferrumequinum (greater horseshoe bat), 3377 nucleotides. It is a transcript of the gene RASSF5, whose product is annotated as Ras association domain family member 5. The transcript is spliced from 5 exons. NCBI's taxonomy places the organism in Eukaryota, Metazoa, Chordata, Mammalia, Chiroptera, Rhinolophidae. Gene Ontology annotation, biological process: signal transduction. Gene Ontology annotation, cellular component: nucleus. The record is from RefSeq and is a predicted model, not a curated record. Bases 696 to 1493 code for a protein of 265 amino acids.